Juglans regia (Persian walnut) is the source of this 2025-nucleotide messenger RNA. RefSeq lists its product as uncharacterized. The record is from RefSeq and is a predicted model, not a curated record. The transcript has 2 exons. Bases 1 to 2025 code for a protein of 674 amino acids. NCBI's taxonomy places the organism in Eukaryota, Viridiplantae, Streptophyta, Magnoliopsida, Fagales, Juglandaceae.
AUGUCGGUGGAGGUACACGAUUUCCGGCCCAUAAGUCUAGUGAGUGGGGUCUAUAAGAUCAUCUCAAAAAUUCUGGCGAAGAGACUAAGUGAAGUUAUGGGGAAGAUCAUCUCGAAGUCACAAAGUGCGUUUGUUAAAGGAAGACAAAUUUUAGACUCUGUUCUUAUUGCUAAUGAAUGCUUGGAGUCUAGAGUUAGAAACAGCACCCAAGGUCUCUUGUGUAAAUUGGAUAUGAAAAAAGCAUUUGAUCAUGUCAAUUGGGAUUUCUUGUUGUACAUUCUUGGCAAGCACGGCUUCGGGGAAAGAUGGUGUCAGUGGAUAAAACAUUGCAUCACAACCGUUAGUUUCUCCACUUUGAUCAAUGGUACCCCCGAAGGUUUCUUUCGCAGCUCUAGGGGUUUGAGACAAGGGGACCCUUUAUCUCCUUUGUUAUUCAUUUUAGUAAUGGAUGUAUUGAGUAGAAUGUUGGAGGGGGUGGUGGAUAGGGGUUUCAUCUCAGGCUUCUCGGUGGGUAGUUCCUUGCAUGAAAGCUUAUCAGUUGCUCAUCUUCUUUUCGCCGAUGAUACAUUGAUUUUUUGUGACUCAGAUCCCGAUCAGAUUUGCUCCUUGAGAGCCCUCCUUCUGUGUUUUGAAGCUAUCUCAAGCCUCAAAGUGAACUUAUUAAAGUCCGAGCUAGUCCCAGAUGGACUGGUUAAUAAUCUAAGUGAAGUGACUGCCAUCUUGGGUUGCAAGGUGUCACUCUUGCCAAAUAAGUAUCUGGGACUUCCUUUGGGGGCUCCCCACAAAUCUAAGGCAAUGUGGGAUGGGAUUGUUGAGAAAAUUGAAUGCAAACUGGCGGGGGUGGCAAAUAGAUUGGAAAAGAUCUUCCGUGACUUCUUGUGGGGAGGGCUAGAAGAUGAGAAAAAAUUACAUUUGAUUAAAUGGGAUAAAGUUUGCACCCCUUUGUCUUGCGGUGGUUUGGGGAUUAGAAAAUUGAGAAUCUUCAACAAGGCUCUACUUGGAAAGUGGCUUUGGCAGUAUCACCAGGAAGGGGACGCUCUUUGGAGAAGCAUCAUCGACAUUAAAUACGGGAGCAUUUGGGGAGAUUGGUACUCUAAUGCGGUAAGAGGGGCCUACGGGGUGGGUGUUUGGAAAUUCAUUCGAAAUGGAUGGGAAGACCUACUCAGUAAUUUCAUAUUUGAGGUGGGAAGGGGCACGCGUAUCAGAUUUUGGCAUGAUAUCUGGUGUGGCGAUGUGGCCUUGGAAAAUGCUUUCCCUUCAUUGUAUAGGAUUGCGUCAGACAAGAAGGCUUCUGUGGCUGAUAAUAUGAGCAUUUCCGCUAAUUCUUUUCAUUGGUCAGUGAGUUUUUCUAGAGUUGUACAGGAUUGGGAGGUGAACGACAUUGUUGAUUUCUACAAUAUUUUAUAUGCGUUGAAAGUACAAGUAGGUAGGGAAGAUGGACUAAUAUGGACACACACCGGGAACAAGAAAUUCUCAGUCCGCUCUUAUUACAAAUUUUUUACGGUUCAUCCCACCAAUGCCUUUCCUUGGAAGAGCAUUUGGAAGAGCAAUGCACCCUUUAAAGUUGCCUUUUUCGGCUGGUUGGCAUCCCAUGGGAAGAUAUUGACUAUUGAUAAACUGAAAAAGCGAGGCAUUUACUUAACCGAUUGGUGCUUUAUGUGUAAACACAGCAGCGAAUCAACAGACCAUUUACUUCUUCACUGCGAAGUAGUCAAGGCUUUAUGGGACGACAUUUUCACUAGGCUUGGUAUUGCAUGGGUGAUGCCCAGGAGGGUCUCGGAUUUAUUUUCAUGUUGGAGAGGGAUUAGGGGCAACCGUCAUAUUGCAGCUGUUUGGAAGAUGGUGCCUCUAUGCUUAAUGUGCUGCACAUGGAUUGAAAGAAAUGGUCGAUGUUUUGAAAAUAGGGAACGCUCUCCGGAUAAUUUUAGGGCCUUUUUCUAUCACACUUUGUUGCUUUGGGCUUCUUCUAUUGUAUUGUAUGGUAGGAAUUUUAACGACUUUUAUGCUACUUUCCGUAGCGCGUAG